This is a messenger RNA of Microstroma glucosiphilum, 1339 nucleotides long. RefSeq lists its product as hypothetical. The coding region runs from base 63 to 1205 and encodes 380 amino acids. The transcript is spliced from 3 exons. NCBI's taxonomy places the organism in Eukaryota, Fungi, Basidiomycota, Exobasidiomycetes, Microstromatales, Microstromataceae. Gene Ontology annotation, cellular component: SUMO activating enzyme complex; cytoplasm. The record is from RefSeq and is a predicted model, not a curated record. Gene Ontology annotation, molecular function: SUMO activating enzyme activity. Gene Ontology annotation, biological process: protein sumoylation.
GACAGGGCAGGUGGAGGCGGUAGAAUCAGAGCUAGUUGCACAGAGUACCGACUGCCUACUCUAUGACUUCCUUUUACCUUCUUCCAGAGGAGGCAGCUCUCUAUGAUAGACAGCUCAGACUGUGGGGAUCCGUCGCUCAAUCCCGCAUCCGCCAGUGUCGCGUUCUCAUUGCUCCUUUCCAAGGUGGAGUAGCCAUCGAGACUGCCAAGAACCUCAUCUUGGCAGGAGUCAAGGAGGUCAUUCUACUCGAUGAUGGAGAUGUAGAUGGGUACUCUUUGACUGCUGGCUUUGUCUGGAGAGAGGAGGAUGUGGGGCAAAAGCGGGUGGAAGCCGCACAUGCUCGACUCUCUUCUCUCAAUCCGCAUGUCACAAUCACCACAGUGGUCAAGCCGCCUACCGCAGAGUCGAUACUUCGCUUCCUGACUGGUUCAGACAAGGUCCUAUCGGCAGUCGUGUACACCAACUCCAAUCCGUUCUCACCUUCCAGCCUCAGCCAGUCAUCACUCCAGCAACUCAAUGCCGAAUGCAGGUCAGCCAAAGUCAAGUUCCACGCAUCCUCUUCACAAGGACUUGAUGGCUGGAUCUUCCAAGAUCUUGGAGAUGAUCAUCAGUUCCUUGUAGAGCGCAAGAGCACACAUCGAGACGAGAAGAAUGCAGCAGUGGAGAAGACCUGGACAGAGCUGCAAGAGCAGAGUUUUGUACCUCUGACUGCAGCGCUGCAGCAUGAUUGGAAGGCCAGAAAUGCUAAUGCUGUCAAGAGGUCGCUGAAGGGUAGUGAGAAUAUGUGGGGAACAUGGGCCAUCUGGAAGCUGCAAGAGAGUGGCUCUGCUCAAGGUCCGGAGGACAUUCUCCCUUCUACUCUCCUGGCAACGGUCGAGGAGCUCAUGAAGUCUGUCAAACUAGACGUCAAUCUCUUGUGGUCCGCAGAAGGAAUUGACGCUCAGAAAUGGGCAGAGACCUUCCUGACCAAUGCUCUGCCAGUACACCCAACACAGCCCGCCGACUUUGCGCCCACGACUGCUGUUCUAGGCGGGAUCCUCUCGCAGGAGAUUCUCAACUCGGUCGGAGGGAGGGAGGCACCCAAGGUGGCUAAUUGGUUGAUGUUCUAUGGGUUGAAGGGUCAGGGGCCGGUCUUCAGCUUGGGUGGGCUGGGGGCGGCAAAGUCGAAGAUCGAGGGCAGCGCUGCCGAGGUUGCAGCGGCCUGAGAGACAGAGUAUAGUCGACUGCAAUGCCCGCCUUUACUUCCCCAUCAUACCCUGUUGGAUGAAAUGAUCUGGUAUCCCAUCUUUACAGCUUGCCAUGCGAGCAUCUGUCUGAGUGUACUGCUGAAUGAAGUCGC